Messenger RNA from Peronospora matthiolae, 375 nucleotides. The record is from the annotation of a GenBank genome assembly. Lineage: Eukaryota; Oomycota; Peronosporomycetes; Peronosporales; Peronosporaceae.
AUGGAAAACCCCCAAGUCGAGCAUUGGAUGGCGGUCAAGCGCAUUUUGCGAUACUUUCAAGGGACUAAGUCGCACGGCAUCUGUUUCAAGUCUGAUGACAAGAUAGACUUCUGUGGCUACUCGGACGCAGACUGGGCCGGCGACCAUGCAGACCGCAAGUCGACUUCAGGAUAUGCGUUUAUCCUGAUAGGUGCUCCGGUGAGCUGGGGAAGCAAAAAGCAGUCAAGUGUGUCGCUGUCAACAAGUGAAGCUGAGUACAUUGCACUAAGCCUGGCGAUUCAAGAAGGCAAGUGGGUGCAUCGAUUGCUGUGCGAGAUUCUGGAUGCCGCAGAGGACAAGUCUGGACCCGAGCUCAAGAUUAUGGAAGAUAACUAA